Messenger RNA from Paramecium sonneborni, 324 nucleotides. NCBI's taxonomy places the organism in Eukaryota, Ciliophora, Oligohymenophorea, Peniculida, Parameciidae. The record is from the annotation of a GenBank genome assembly.
AUGCAAAGAUUCAAAAUUUAAUUUUGCUAUAAUGUGCUGUUGAUUCAAUCAAACACACAAAUUGUAAAAAAAUAUCUUAUAGGAUUUGGUUAAAUUCUUAAUCUUAUCACGAAAUCAAAAGAAAAUCUUAAUAAUUUAGCAGAUUAACUGAAUAAAUCCUUUGCUUAAGUUAACACUAAAUUUGAAGAAUAUUAAAAAGAAAUUGAAAAAAUGAAUAAAUAACUAAUUAAGAUAUCUGAAUCUAUAUUUUUAAAUUUAUUUCAUUAUAAAUUAAAAGCAUUUUAUAAAAGCAUAUAUUAAUUGAAUCAAUGUCAGAGAGCAUGA